GCAGUCGUGUGUUUGACAUAAAAUAAGAUAGAUAGCUAAUCAGUUUAACCGAAAUAUUCAACAGAACGCAACGAUGAAAGUGUUUGAGUAUAAAAUUGUGCAAAUCCUUAUUGCUGUCCUAAUUCCUUUGGUCGGCGCUGCACUUUUCAACAUUGGUGCCCAAAGAAACAUGUUUCCUUGGUACGACACAUUGAAACGUCCAAGUUGGACACCACCAAAUUGGUUGUUUGGACCCAUGUGGACAUUUUUGUAUUUGUCAAUGGGAUAUGCAAGUUUUAGAGUUUGGGAUAAAGGAAUGAGAUUCUCUGGUCCUGCUAAAUGGCCUUUGAUCAUUUAUAUCAUUCAUUUAUUCAUCAAUUGGACUUGGAGUCAAGUAUUCUUCGGAUUUCAUCUCAUCGGUGGUGCGGCAAUUCAUAUAGUAAUUCUUCUUCUUUUCGUCAUAACAACUGCGAUUGCCUUUGCAAGAGUUGACCUUAUUGCUGGAAUUCUCUUUAUUCCUUAUAUAAUUUGGGGAUCUUAUGCUACAACUGUAGCUAUCGGAUUUUGGGUUUUAAAUUAAUUGAGAAGAUAAAUCCGGAUAAAUUAUUUGCAUCAUGAGUCAAACAAUAUUAAGCAAUCAUCAUUACGCCGUUUUGUUCUAUGGAGUAGUCAAGCGUUACGCGUAAUCACACAAUCUAAACAGAAAUCCAGUCAUUGAUGUAUUGGUCAUAAUCUUCAUUUCAGGCUAUGUAAACGACGAUUAAAAGAAAAUGUUUGUAUGUGAAUAAAUGUUUCUUUUUCUAUAUAAAUAUACGAAA
Molecule: messenger RNA, 797 nt
Organism: Clunio marinus
Lineage: Eukaryota; Metazoa; Arthropoda; Insecta; Diptera; Chironomidae
Source: the annotation of a GenBank genome assembly